This is a messenger RNA of Bipolaris oryzae ATCC 44560, 888 nucleotides long. RefSeq lists its product as uncharacterized. Lineage: Eukaryota; Fungi; Ascomycota; Dothideomycetes; Pleosporales; Pleosporaceae. The transcript is spliced from 3 exons. Gene Ontology annotation, cellular component: membrane. The record is from RefSeq and is a predicted model, not a curated record. The coding region runs from base 1 to 888 and encodes 295 amino acids.
AUGACCAUCAACUCCAUCUCCCCCAGCCAUGUCUGGAAACGCCAGAAUCCGCCUAAAUCCCCUGGAUUCGACUGGGAAAUGUACCGCUACACGCCCUCCCUCGCAGGCACUAUAAUCUGCAUCGUCGUCUUCACAAUCAUGGCACUGCUUCACCUAACUCGCUUCUUUCGAUGCAAAAACCGUAUUGUUAUCUUUCUUGUCAUUGGCGCUUUAUGCGAAGUAGGAGGCUACAGCGCACGCAUAGCUUCACAUUUCAACAAUCAAGCCUGGGGCCCGUUUAUCGUGCAGGGAGUGCUGUUGUUGAUUGGACCGCUGUGGUUCGCGGCGACGGUGUAUAUGAUGCUUGGUCGUACAAUUCGGACGGCGGGUGCGGAGGAGGUUGUGGGUGGGCGGGCAAGGUGGUAUACUGUGGGUUUUGUUACCGCAGAUGUUACAACGUUGGUUGUGCAGGGGUUGGGUGCUAGUAUCAUGGGUACGAUGCAACUUUCGCUCGCUAUAGCGGGUGAGAAGAUUGUUAUUGCGGGGCUUGCAUUGCAAGUUGCUACGUUUGUGUUCUUUCUAAUUGCAGCGGGUGAUUUUCACCUAAGGAUGAGGAGGCGUGUUGCUAGGGCUUCUAUGCCUGUGACCGAUACGCCAUGGGAGAGGAUGCUGUAUAUUCUUUACAGUGUCAGUGCGCUCAUUCUCCUCCGCUGUGUGUUCAGAUUGAUCGAGUAUUCGAUGGGGAAUGCGGCAUAUCUCAUUGCGCAUGAGUGGACGCUGUAUUGCUUUGAUGCGGUACCGAUGUUUCUAGUCCUUGUGUUAUUGCUAUUAUUUGAGCCUCCACGGAAUGUAGCGCAGGCUGGGAAAGUGCAAGUGCAGAUCGAUUGCGAGGCUAGAGAGGUAAAGUAA